Messenger RNA from Nilaparvata lugens (brown planthopper), 969 nucleotides. RefSeq lists its product as uncharacterized. Gene Ontology annotation, cellular component: membrane. Gene Ontology annotation, molecular function: odorant binding; olfactory receptor activity. Gene Ontology annotation, biological process: sensory perception of smell. Bases 35 to 712 code for a protein of 225 amino acids. Lineage: Eukaryota; Metazoa; Arthropoda; Insecta; Hemiptera; Delphacidae. The record is from RefSeq and is a predicted model, not a curated record. The transcript has 4 exons.
GAGAGAAGUGAACAAAAAACUGUCGGCGGUUUUUAUGACGAUGUUUGGAUUGUUUUGUAAUCGAAACAUUCUGAGUUAUCUGUUCGGGUUGAUAACUAAUUCGGAAAAUGAGUCAAAUAAUUGGCCAACGCCUUUUCUAAGUUACUGUCCUCCUGAGCUUAGAUCACCCUCAUUUUUCUUAUGCACUUUUAUCCUACAAAGUUUGUUGAUGCUUACUUCGAUUUCGGAAGCAUUUGUAACAAUUAACUUAGUGUGUCUAUCGAGUGAAAGGGUACUGGCCGAUUUUCAAACACUUUUCAUCCUACUCGACGAUUUUGCCGACGUUUACCCGGACUUGGAUGUUUAUAAUGUUCACAGUGACAAUAUGUCGCAGGUAAAUCAGUGUAAAAAUAUUGAUUAUAACCACAAAACAGAGACGACAAAUCUCAGAAGAGAUAUGGCACUUAUCGUGAGAUGUCACCAAACUCUGUGUAGGAAUUUCAGAGUAACUUUCAAAGCCUCAGAAGGUAUGAUAUCAAUGUUAAAUAUGGUAUCCAUGCUAUUCUCCUGCUCAGCAGCCUACCUCUUGUUAACGGUCGAUGAUUUCAAUAAAAGGGUGAAUUUUACUGUAUCAUUUAUUGUGGUGGGCCUGGCUACAUUCUUCUCUUAUCAUAAUGGUCAACGAGUAUUCAACCAGGACACUUAUCAGAAGUUUAUUAAACUUCUGCUCUGAAGUAUGGCAUCCAUAUCUCGCCUCUCAUGAGCUGGAAUUAGAAAGAAUUCAAAGUAAAUUUCUAAGGUUUGUAUAUUUCAAGCGUUUUAAAAUGUUCUGUCCUUUCAAUUUUCUCACAGCUAACCUAAGAGCCAUAUUUGAUAUUCAAUCCCUGGAAGCAUCUAGGAGCUGUAAAUUGCUUUUGUUCCUAUAUAAUAUAUUGAACAACCGUGUCCAAUCAACCUACCUCCUUUCAUUGCUGAAUAUAUAUGUGUCUU